Penicillium canescens is the source of this 204-nucleotide messenger RNA. RefSeq lists its product as uncharacterized. The coding region runs from base 1 to 204 and encodes 67 amino acids. The transcript has a single exon. The record is from RefSeq and is a predicted model, not a curated record. NCBI's taxonomy places the organism in Eukaryota, Fungi, Ascomycota, Eurotiomycetes, Eurotiales, Aspergillaceae.
AUGCUGUCAAGUGGAAAGGUUCCACCUUUGAGCUUCCCCGUGGGGAAUGUCCGAGUGGAGGAGAGAAUUCGAGACGCCGAUGAGCCAUCCAAGUUAUCGGCGAAAUGCAGUCGGAGAAUUGGGAAAGGCGUGGGAGGAUUGGAGGAAUUGUCGAGAAUGGCCGUAGGCGUGACUGCUUUAGUGGAGUUGGAGUUCGGCACUUGA